Messenger RNA from Plasmodium cynomolgi strain B, 813 nucleotides. RefSeq lists its product as hypothetical. The transcript is spliced from 2 exons. The coding region runs from base 1 to 813 and encodes 270 amino acids. The record is from RefSeq and is a predicted model, not a curated record. NCBI's taxonomy places the organism in Eukaryota, Apicomplexa, Aconoidasida, Haemosporida, Plasmodiidae.
AUGAAUAGUGGAAUCGUGGAACAAGAGUCUUCACGUUGUGAAUCUGAAAAAUGUAAUGAAGUGAAAUAUAUAAUAAAUCGUGAAACACAUAUUAAUAAGAAAAUUGUUGAUCUUUGUUGUAAGGUAGAAAACAUUUUAAAAAAUUUGGAUACAUCUUGUUCAGAGAACGAUGAACUUGCUCAUAAUAACUGUUGUGAUUAUUUUCUAUAUUGGUUGUAUGGAGAGAUAAUAAAAGGUGAGUAUGAUGCUUUUAGCAUUCAUUGGCUAUACGACAGAAUUCAGACUCUUUUCGAAGAGAAUAAUUCUUGCAGUAAUAAGACGGUUAAAUGCAAUGAAAAUUUCAUGAGAAUCUUUGACAUGGAAAAAUUAAAAAAUAAGAAAACUUUAUUUGAUUUUUUAAGUUAUUCCGACAGUAUAUAUGACAUAUUAACAAGCGGAAACAGUGAAUAUAAAAAGGAAUAUUGUCAGUAUAUAGAUUUUAUUUUUUAUUUAUACUCAAAAAUACACAAAGUAUAUCAUUCAAAAACAAUUAAAGCGUACGAUAAUGAAAUAAAUGGUUUUCUGAAUAAAUUAAAAAGCUAUGAUUAUACUAUUCUUAACAAUAAGUGCAUUGACAGUUCCGAGAUAUCCAUUUUAAGGCAUUUAAAUGCUUUAAUACACACAUUAAAUGUAGAACAAACGGAAUAUCCUAAAAAAAUAAGUGAACCAUUUCAGCAUGGAAAUUUUAUAAACGUAAGUAAUGAUAUACCCAAAAUACUUAAAAAUGUACAUUAUUUUUUAUCAUUAAAAUUAAGUUUAAAAUAUCUUAUAUGA